AUGCCUCACCCGGCGGGUUUGCCCUGUCUUCUUUGCGGCAAGAGCGCCUCCGCUUGUUGCUGCAAGGUGGCGCACGGGGCGUGCACCUGCUGUGGGCACGUGUGCAAAGACCUCCUGACUUGUUGCCUCAUGUGUUGUACGCCGACCUGCCCAUCGGGCGGUGGGAGUGGCAAUGGAGGGCACCGGUCCUCGUCCGGCGCAGCACCCGGCGCUGGAACAACGACAUCAAUUGCUGGGAAUGGUGCAGCACCCCCCAGGUCCGCGCAACAGGAACCUGGAGCGGCUUCGCGUUUCCCCGGAAACAAGGCUGCCACUCCGCUUACUCCGGGAGGUGUGAUUUUCUAUCCUCCGAAAACGCAACUGCAAAAAACUGCGCACGAGAUUAUGGUGGACGAGCAGCUGCGGGAGAAGCACAUCGAGGACACAGUGGAGCGCGGGCUGCAGAUGUUUCGUCAGUACCACGAGUCUGAAACGGAAUUCCGCGUCACCCCGGGCGAAAACCGCUACUACACCGGCUACUUCCCGCAGGCCGACCUCCAGGCACACGUGCAGCAGCACUGUGCGGGAAGUAGUCCCGAGGAUGAAGGGCAAGAGGACGAGUGCGUGAAACAAGUGCCGUCACCGACGCGGGAGCGGAAUAAAAGUCCGAAGAAGGAUUGAGGUUGAGCGGGGAAGAACAAAAGAUGCGGGGACGAGUGAGGUGCUUUAAUGAAGUUGGAAUUAUUGCGGGUAAAAAGUCGCUGACUUUCUAAGUAGAGGAAUGUUAUGUAUGAUCACCAGCAAAAGCAAUUAGUUGAACGCUAUCGGUUUUUGUAAAUUACUAACACAAACAAGUCAAAGUAAGAUGUAGCUCCAAGAUUACGACUUUAUUUCUGAAUUUCAAGGACAUGCUCCUGAUUGAUGUCCACUUCCUUUUACUAUUACUGUAUAAUUUUCGAUUUCGAAGACGCGUACCUAGUAUCCCGUUGGUAUGAAGGAAUUGCAAAACACCUGCCUGUUUACAAAAAUCAAGUCGCUAGUAGACGGCUAAAGCUGAAUUCAGUAAAUUGAAUCUGAAUGUACAUGAAAAUCCAAAAGAUUGACUUGCCACCUUUCUUCACACGGC
Molecule: messenger RNA, 1105 nt
Organism: Amoebophrya sp. A120
Lineage: Eukaryota; Dinophyceae; Syndiniales; Amoebophryaceae
Source: the annotation of a GenBank genome assembly